Drosophila navojoa is the source of this 1113-nucleotide messenger RNA. RefSeq lists its product as uncharacterized. The record is from RefSeq and is a predicted model, not a curated record. NCBI's taxonomy places the organism in Eukaryota, Metazoa, Arthropoda, Insecta, Diptera, Drosophilidae.
UUUUCGGCCUCACAUUAUUCAAAAUUCCAAAUUAAAUUUUAAAUCAGUUAUUUAUUUAUUUAUUUUACUCGAGGCCUGUAAAUUAUCAUUAUGCUUAGGAAACUGGUCCUAAGUCCGUCCAGGCCAUUAGGGAAAAUCCAUGUGCAGCAUGCAAAGCUGUACGGCACAAAUCGCUUGGGCAAGAAAAAGGACAAUAGCCGUUCAAGUGACUCCGAGACACCUAAAGACGGUAGCUGCGAAGAGCUUCAAGAGCCGACAUGUUGCCCUAAGAUGCAUCCCUGUAGCAUCAAUCAUCGUCAAUCAGAGACACGCUAUCCCAUCAAAGUGAACCAAAAGUCAUUUUACGAGGCGGCCGAGUGGAUUGCCCAGAACAAGAGACUAACAAAAAAUAAUACCGAUCAGUACGAGUCCAUGUGGGAGGAUGUGGCCAAUCCCACCAAGGAGCAGCUAGCGCUGUUUAGCUAUCCGCCCGAGUGCUGUCCAAAGUGUCCGAACACCCCGUUCGAUGUGCUAUACUACCGGCCGUCAAACAAGUGCCGCCAAUACCAGCGCACCUGGUGGGAAUGCUGUCCCAAAAUGGUGCCCAAGCGGGUCUGCUGCUGGUGCGAUGCCAUACCGCCCGAGAGCCUCAUCCGGUGUCCUCCCAGUUAUUCUUCUUCUUCGAAAGGCGCGUGCUCUGAAAAUCACGAAAAGUCGCGCUUCGACUGCAACAAAAAAGCCCAGGACUGCCCGCGAGUGCAGCUACCCAGCUGUAGAGCAGCGCGUGUUCCUCCGACCUGCAAUAUAGUGCGACGUCCGAAAGUCUGCGAGAAGCCCAAGUGUCCCUACCCCAGCUAUUCAGAGUGCAGGCAGUUGGAUCCGGCUGAGAUACCCGAACGUCCCGCUGAAUGCCGCUGCCUUAAACUGUCUUCAACCUGCGAAGCCCAUCGGGCUAGUAUCAAAAGAGAUACAAUCCAAUCCAAAUUUUGCGAAUGCCCCACCUGCAAAUAGACCAAAUCCAUUUUAACUACAGUGCAUAAUUUAGAUGCAUAUGUAAAAGAUGCAAUAUAGUUUUUGUGGACUUGCUCUAUUGGCAAGUCCAGAGGUGUUCACUCUAGAUCACACUAGAAUGUA